This is a messenger RNA of Mauremys mutica (yellowpond turtle), 2359 nucleotides long. RefSeq names its product nurim (gene NRM). The coding region runs from base 48 to 872 and encodes 274 amino acids. Gene Ontology annotation, cellular component: nuclear membrane. The transcript is spliced from 4 exons. The record is from RefSeq and is a predicted model, not a curated record. Lineage: Eukaryota; Metazoa; Chordata; Testudines; Geoemydidae.
UCCGGGCGGCGGGAGAAGCGGAGCCCCGCCCCGGCUGCCCGCUCGCCAUGGCGGCCCAGCUGCUGCUGCUGGUCCCGGCCCUGGGCAGCUUCCUCUUCACCUUCGGCACCGGCGUGGAGCUGAUCCGCUUCGCCUCGCUGCGCGCCGUGCUGCCCGGCGGGGGGCGGCCGGAGGCCACUUCCCCUGUGGAGUGGGGGGCCGCCCUGCGGGACCCCCGGGUGCUGCGGCCCCUGGCCGUGGACCUGGGCCUGGUGGUGCUCUUUGUGCUGCAGCACAGCCUCAUGGCCACCGCGCUGGUCAAGCGCUGGACCACCAGCUGCUUUGGGGUGCUGCAGAGAUCCUUCUACGUCUUCUGCACCGCCCUGGCCCUCCAGCUGCUGAUGCGGUACUGGCAACCUGUCCGGCAUGGCCCCCUGCUCUGGAACGCCUGCACAGAGCCUUGGGACACCUGGGUCCCGCUCAUCUGCUUCAUCCUGCACUUCAUCGCCUGGCUGGUUAUCUUCAGCGUCAUCCUCAUCUUCGACUAUGCUGAGCUCAUGGGAGUCAAACAGGUUUAUUACCACUGCCUGGGCAUGGGGGACCCGCUGGCACUGAAGUCCGUGCGGGCUGUGCGGCUCUAUUCUCACCUUCGCCACCCCGUCUACCUGGAGUUCCUGCUGGUGCUGUGGGCCGUGCCCUGCCUGGCUCUGGAUCGCCUCCUGCUGGCUGGCCUCUUCACCGCCUACCUGAGCUGCGGGCACAGCCUGGACCAGCAGGACUACCUCUACCUGCGGGCCCAGCUCGACAAGAAGUUCCUGGUCUUCUCCCGCGAGGAGGCAGCCUACGGGGACCUGCUGGCCCGCAAUGGCCCCGCGCUUGGCAAGGAGAGCUGAGGGGCCGGGGCCUGGGUCUCUGCCAUGCACUGAUGCCCUUAGGUCAAACACCCUGCACUAGUUACUGUAGGAUUAUCACUUCUGAGUGCCUAGCAUCCGCAGCAGCUUGCAAAACCAACCCCAUCCCUGCUCUAACCACUAGGCUCCACACCCUCCCAGACAGGGGGUAGAGCCCAGGAGUCCUGGCUCCCAGCUCCCCCUGCUCUAACCAUUAGAUCCCAGUCUCCUCUCAUAGGGUUUUAAGUUCUAUUCCCAGCUCUGGGACGGGAGUGGGGUCUAGUGGUUAGAGCGGGGUGGGAGCUGAGAGUCAGGACUUCUGAGUUUGAGGCCCAGCUCUGGGGGGGCAUGUGGUCUAGUGGGUUAGAACAGGGGAAGCUGGGAGUCAGGACUCCUGGGUUCUAUCCCCAGCUCUGGGAGGGGAGGAGGAGUCUAGUGGGUUAGAACAGGGGAGGCUGGGAGUCAGGACUCCUGGGUUCUAUCCCCAGCUCUGAGAAGAAAGGGGAGUCUAGUGGCUAGAGGGUUGGGUUGGGGCUUGGAGUCAGGACCCCCGGUUUUACCUGGCUGCUUUACCCAGUGUGUUUUGUUUCCAUCCGCAGUUGUGACUGCAAAAAGAUUCUCUGAAAAUGUUUUUUUAAAAAACAAAAUGAUGAUAAAUCUGUGCUUAAUUUAGUAACACACUGAGGCGGAUGCCUUAUCGGGGACCGGCCAGUUGAGAGGUGCAGUAAAUGGGACAUGAGGCCUUUCCCCUCUAGGAGGUGCCAGCUCCGCUCCCAGCCCCAGAGCAGGGGGACUGGCUGGCUCAGGGGAUUGAGUCAUGGGAUACGGGGCCUUUCCCCUCUUGGGGUGCCGGUUCCAGUUCCAUUCGCUAGUAACCAAAAGCCAUUCCCACCUACCAGCCAUUCUGUGCCCUAUGAAUCGAACUGAUGGGGAUCCAGCCAUCCACUUCAGGCACCUCUCCGCCCCCUGCUGGCAGCCUCAGCAGUUAUCAGAGGGCUGAACUGAGACACAUUAGUGAUGGGGGGCUGAGGGGGCAGCUUGUUCUGUCCCCAGAACCCCAGUCUUUGGGUCUCAGUGGGGGGGGGAGGAGAUUUUAACUGGACUUAGAGCUGGAUCCAAAGCCCAUGGGAGUCACUGGGAAGAUCUUGCUGGGCUUUGGCUCAGUCGUGAGACACUCCGUCUCCAAGUCCUGUGUUUUAUGGUUUCCCUUCCUCAUGCAGGAGGCUGGGACCCCUCUGGGCUGGGCAUGAAACGGGGUCAGGACUCCUGGGUUCUAUUCCUGGCUCUGGGAGGGGACCCCAGCCUUACACCAAUGCCUUAACCAGGAACCUUUUAUUUUUAAGUGCUGGGUUUUUUUAAUGUGUUGUUCUUAAUGCAAAGCUGAUAAAGUAUUUUUGUAUCUUGGAUUUUUGUGCAAUCUGAGAAAACAAUUUUUAAAAAAAAUAAAAAAAAGUCACUGCUUCUUUUACACACUUGUCUGCCUCCUGGGA